Triticum aestivum (bread wheat) is the source of this 1709-nucleotide messenger RNA. RefSeq names its product plant intracellular Ras-group-related LRR protein 1. NCBI's taxonomy places the organism in Eukaryota, Viridiplantae, Streptophyta, Magnoliopsida, Poales, Poaceae. Gene Ontology annotation, cellular component: cytoplasm. Gene Ontology annotation, molecular function: protein binding. The record is from RefSeq and is a predicted model, not a curated record. The transcript has 4 exons. The coding region runs from base 312 to 1409 and encodes 365 amino acids.
GUGGAGAGGGUUCGCAGGGUCAGCCCUCCGCUAGAUCGGUUGCCUCCCCGUCCCUCACCUCUCCACCUCCCGCUACUUAUAUGCCAAAGCCUAUGCUUGUAAGGGUCAGCACCUUCCUCACCUCACCUCGCCUCGCCUUGCCCAUCUCCUCCUCUCCAGCUCCCUCCCUCUCUCUUCGCCUCCAACUGCAGCUGCGUCUGCUGCUGCUGCCUUACUUGUUGCAGCUUGCAGACUCCUUCUCGGCAGGAACUAACACCGCCUUCAGUUUAAAUUGAUACAUCGACGCACCAGACGUGGGAGAAGCCAGUAGCAUGAGGGACAUGGCAGAGAGGAGAUCAAGGCAUGGGCAUGGGCAUGGGCACGGGCAUGCCAACGUCGUGCCGUUCGGGGCAGGCGCAGGAGGAGGGUUGCAGCAUGGAGAGCAUGAGCAGGAGGUCAAGGAGAAGAAGCUCGACAUGAGCGGCCUGUCCAUGGACACUAUCCCGCACCUCACCAUGUCCCUUGGCCACAUCACCACCUUGGACCUCUCCAACAACAAUCUCGAGAGCAUUCCAGAGUCAAUGAUCGCGCGGCUGCUGAACGUGGUGGUGCUGGACGUGCGCUCCAACCAGCUCAAGUCGCUGCCCAACUCCAUCGGCUGCCUCUCCAAGCUCCGGGUCCUCAACGUCUCCGGCAACCUGCUCCAGUCCCUUCCCGCCACCAUCGAGGAGUGCCGUGCGCUGGAGGAGCUGAACGCCAACUUCAACCAGCUGACGCGGCUGCCGGACACGCUGGGCUUCGAGCUCCACAGCCUCCGGAGGCUCUCCGUCAACUCCAACAAGCUCACCAGCCUCCCCUUCUCCACGUCCCACAUGACGGCGCUGCGGGCCCUGGACGCGCGCCUCAACUGCAUCCGCGCCCUCCCCGAGGGCCUCGAGAACCUCGUCAACCUCGAGGUGCUCAACGUCAGCCAGAACUUCCACUUCCUUAGGGAGCUGCCCUACGGCCUGGGGCUCCUCACCUCGCUCCGGGAGCUUGACAUCAGCUACAACUCCAUCUCCGUGCUCCCAGACUCCAUGGGCUGCCUAGCCAAGCUCAACAAGUUCAGCGCCGUCGGGAACCCGCUCGUCUGCCCGCCUAUGGACAUCGUCGAGCAGAGCCUUGACGCCAUGCGUACCUACCUCAGCUCCAGGAUGAACGGCACCGGCGUCAACGCCAAGAAGAAGAAGGGGUGGCUGCCCAGGAUGGUCAAGUACAACACCUUCUCCGGGCGGAUGACUCCCGGACGCAAGAGUGCCCACGACAACUCUGAGGGCUUCUCGAUGUCGGAUUACCACUCACUCAACGGCUCCGCAUCUCCGGGGUUCCUCUCCAUGCUUUCGCCACGACGGCUCUUCUCGCCACGGAGAGAUUCGCCCAAGCAUCAUUAAGGGUGGUCCACUUUGUAAGUGGUUUGAUCCUUCAAGUAUUCAGAUGAAAUGCUCCUAGGUGCUGCUGUUUCUGCAGGUGUGUACAUAUGUCUGAAGAGGUAUAUAUAUAUACAGUAGUGUGUAGUAGUACAAUAGGGCAUUGAUGUACAUAGAAACAAAGAAGAGCGCUUUUACUUUCCUUCUGUAUUUUUGUUUACUCGUUACAGUCUUACAGAUGCUUUUGUAAGUGCAGUGGAUUUUGAGUGAAAUUGUAAUCCUUUAUAUGUUGAAUGAACAUAAAGCUUGAGGUUUGGAAUGCAA